Molecule: messenger RNA, 2152 nt
Organism: Nerophis ophidion (straightnose pipefish)
Lineage: Eukaryota; Metazoa; Chordata; Actinopteri; Syngnathiformes; Syngnathidae
Gene: dbt
Product: dihydrolipoamide branched chain transacylase E2
Exons: 11
Coding region: 67-1563 (498 amino acids)
Cellular component (GO): cytoplasm; mitochondrion
Molecular function (GO): acetyltransferase activity; lipoic acid binding
Source: RefSeq, a predicted model, not a curated record
CGAUGACGUCACUGCGGGCUGAUUGGCUGCUGGCGGGGCGUGCGGCUCUGACGUCACAGUAAAAAGAUGGCUGCUAUGACAAGAGGCUCCUCUGCGGUGUUCAGACUGCUGAUCCAGCAGUACCGCCACCGAUGUUUACGUCUGCACCAAAUGAAAGUCCACACGUGUCUCGGCUCGCUCCCCGCCAGAGUCGACAGGAAGUUCCAGAACAGAAGCUUCCAGAUGUGGAGCCGGACCCUACACAUGUCAGCAGGGGCAAGAGGACCCAUCGUCCAGUUUAAGCUGUCGGACAUCGGCGAGGGAAUCAUGGAGGUGACGGUGAAGGAAUGGUACGUCAAGGAGGGGGACAAAGUGUCUCAGUUCGACAGCAUCUGCGAGGUUCAGAGCGACAAGGCGUCCGUCACCAUCACCAGUCGUUACGACGGCGUCAUUCGAAAGCUCUACUACGACACGGACGCCAUCGCUCUGGUGGGCAAGCCUCUGGUGGACAUCGAGACCGAGUCCAGCUCAGACCUGAUCCAGGAAGAGGAUGUGGUGGAGACGCCCGCCAUGGCUCGGGAGGAACACACCCACCAGGAGAUCAAAGGUCACAAGACCCAGGCCACACCUGCGGUCAGACGCCUCGCCAUGGAGAACAAUAUAAAGCUCAGCGAGGUGGUGGGGACGGGCAGAGACGGACGCAUCCUGAAGGAAGACAUCCUGAACUUCCUGGCCAAGCAGACGGGAGCCAUCUUGCCUCCGACCCCGUUUCAGGAAAUCCAGACUCCGCCUCCUCCCCCUCCCAUCGCAGCUGCCCGGCCCGCGACGACCUUAUCAGGCCUUAAAGCUCCGCCCACCAUGCCCAAACCAGUCUUCACCGGCAAAGAUGUCACGGAGCCCCUCAAAGGCUUCCACAAAGCCAUGAUGAAAACCAUGACGGCGGCUCUCAAGAUUCCUCAUUUCGGUUACUGUGACGAGGUGGACCUGAGCCGCCUUUCGGCUCUCAGGGCCGAGCUCAAGUCUCUCGCCGAAGGUCGAGGCGUCAAACUGAGCUUCAUGCCCUUUUUCAUCAAGGCCGCCUCCCUCAGCCUCGCCCACUUUCCCAUCCUCAACGCCUCAUUGGACGAGAGCUGUCAGAACAUCACGUAUAAGGCAUCCCAUAACAUCGGCGUCGCCAUGGACACCAGCCUGGGGCUGCUGGUUCCCAACGUGAAGAACGUGCAGCUCCUCAGCGUCUUUGACGUGGCACAGGAAGUCAACCGCCUCCAGGGGCUCGGCACCGCCGGUCAGUUGGGAACGGCCGACCUGACCGGAGGAACCUUCAGCUUGUCCAACAUCGGAUCGAUCGGAGGGACGUACGCCAAACCGGUGAUUCUUCCCCCAGAGGUCGCCAUCGGAGCUCUGGGGAAAAUUCAGAUUCUCCCGCGCUUCGACAGCGCCGGCAACGUGGUCCGCGCUCACAUCAUGAAUGUCAGCUGGUCGGCCGACCAUCGUAUCAUCGACGGCGCCACCAUGUGUCGCUUCUCCAACAUGUGGAGAGACUAUCUGCAGAACCCGGCCAGCAUGCUACUGGACCUCAAAUAAAGCUGUGCAGUUCUCUGUUCUCACACGCCGUGGCCUUUGAGUGGGGUGCUGAGUGAAAGAGGCUGGUUCUGGUUUGAGGUGGUCUCACAUGACCCCGAGUGCGGAACUUAAGACUGGGAUCACGUGACCCAACGGGAAACAAGGACAUUGCCACUUUCGGAGGUUUAGUACCUUUUUAAUAGAUAAUAAUGAAGAGGUUCCCUAUUCAAACUUUUUAAAGAUAAAACUUUAUUAUACUGUUACAGCCUCGUCUUCGUCAUCAAGCCGGUGGUCUUCUGCCCCCUGCUGGUCACAUUUAUUCUGUCUUUUUGAACAGUUUUCAGUGGCGUUUGGAGUCUGUGCUCUUCAUUGUAUUCGAUUAAAGUUGGCGUGUUAGGGGAAAAAUUUACUUAAUCAAUUUGUUUAUUACUCACGCCAUGUCAUAGUAACACUUGUGUAGUGUGUGCUUUGUCUCCAUCUGCUGGAACACGGCAAAAACUACAAAUCUAUCAGAGGUGCUUGACGUCUUCCACGUGUGUCCUUCUCUGUAUUUUUUUUUUUUAAAUGUUGUGUUUGCGUCUUUAGGGGGAAAAUAAAACUAUGAACUGAA